AUACAGACUAACAGUUGCAGCCUAAAUGCGGGCCUAGAUAUCAGAGAGAAGUGAUUCUUCUGUGUUCAUACAAGCCAUUGGUAUAGCAGGAAUAGAACAUCCCUCCACUGUGAUACUGGGAAUUGUGUUUCUGUUUGUUGAUGGAAAGUUGGUCUCUUUAUUUGUGACAAAUGGCAUAAACUUUUGAUUCGAAAAUGAUAAUGGUGGAGAUCAGAAACUGUCCAAGAAGCACGAGAAUUCUUCGAUUCCUUGGAUGCGUGUAUUGUGGGAUUCAUGCAACCCUGGUGGAUAUCAAUGGAGGGUUCUUCUCAACCUGCUUGGCAUAAAUCACGUAGUUCUAGGGCAUUCAACACUUCUGGUGUCUCAGACAGUGAUCCAAGGCAGCAUCGUGCUGAACAAAUUGGCAUUUCAGGUGAUACAUUGCUUGAUUUUGGGUUUGGAAAGGAGGGUAAUAGGGGUUUGCUGGCUCAGAAUGAUCAACUUAGAAGUCAGGUUGGCAUGUCUGGGGUUUGUGAGGAUGAGGCAGUAGUAAAACCUUUUGUUGGGUCCAUAGAAUGGGGCGAUGUUAGCUUGAGGCAGUGGUUGGAUAUACCAGAAAGAUCUGUUGAUGUGUUUGAGUGCUUGCAUAUAUUCAGACAGAUAGCGGAAAUUGUAAAUGCAUCCCAUUCUCAAGGAGUUGUAAUUCAUAAUGUUAGGCCAUCGUGCUUUGUUAUGUCCUCCUUCAACCAUGUUUCCUUCCUUGAAUCUGCAUCUUGUUCGGAUUCUGGAUCUGAUUCCAUUGAGGAUGGAUUAAAUGGUCAAAGCAUGACAGUUAAGAAUUUGUCAUCGCCCUUGCUCCUUGAGAUGUCUCAAAGUGGUAGGUUAAUGGAUAAAGAUCUCCAAACCCCAACAAAUGCUUUAUCAGAAGCCAUUUGCAUGCAGUCAAGUUCAGUAUGUGCAAGGAAUGCAAUGUCAGAAGAGAGUGAAGAAAAUAAAAUUUUAGCAGGGAGGAAUUUUGAACAAGUAGUAGAGAAGGGGCAACCAUUUCCAAUGAAGCAGACACUGGUUAUGGAGACCAGUUGGUACACCAGUCCUGAGGAGGUUGCCGGCUCACCAAUCACCUGUGCUUCUGACAUUUAUAGGUUGGGGGUUCUCUUAUUUGAGUUAUUCUGCCCAUUUAGCUCCAGAGAGGAAAAGACCAGAACAAUGUCUAGUUUGAGACAUCGAGUUCUUCCUCCCCAGUUGUUACUGAAGUGCCCAAAGGAAGCCUCCUUUUGUUUAUGGUUAUUGCAUCCUGAGCCAAGUUGUCGUCCAAGCAUGGGUGAGUUGUUGCAAAGCGAGUUUCUCAAUGAACCAAGGGAUUACCUGGAAGAACAUGAAGCAGCAAUUGAGCUUAGGGAGAAAAUUGAGGAGCAGGAGUUGCUGCUUGAAUUCCUUGUGGUUUUGCAACAAAGAAAACUGGAAGCUGCCAAUAGAUUGCAUGAUACUGUUUCUUUUCUGUUUUCUGAUAUUGAAGAAGUUAAGAAGCAACAUGCAAUUUUAAAGAAAAAGGGAAGCUCGCAAACAGAAUUCUUGAAGGAUGACCACUCUAUGUCAAGUCUUCUCUCGAUUAACAUUGUUGAUAAUGAAGAUUCUUCUAGCUUGGUGUAUAGAAAAAGAUUCAGACCAGGACUUCUGACUUACAAUAUAGAAGAAUGUGUUGAUAGUCUAGACUGUGAUCCAAGGUCAGAAGCACUCACCAAAAAUCAAGAAAAUAUUCUCCUGAGAGGUUCUCAAUUGAUGAAGAACUUUAAGAAAUUAGAGUCAGCAUAUUUCUUGACGAGAUGUACGCCAGUCAAACCUUUAAGGAAACCAUCGAUUAGACAUUCACCAGUAAAUAGUGAUGGCCGAGGAUCUGUUGUUCUGACUGAAAGAAGUUCAGUCAAUAAUUUGACCUCAAAAGAGCAGCAUAUUGAGGGCACAGAUAGUGGAUGGAUAAAUCCUUUCCUUGAGGGUUUGUGCAAAUAUCUAUCUUUCAGCAAGUUAAAAGUUAAGGCAGAUUUGAAGCAAGGAGAUUUGUUAAAUUCCUCCAACCUGGUGUGCUCCCUGAGUUUUGAUCGUGAUGGAGAAUAUUUUGCCACAGCAGGUGUAAAUAAGAAGAUCAAAAUAUUUGAAUGUGAUACAGUGAUGAAUGAAAAUCGUGAUGUUCACUAUCCUGUGGUUGAAAUGGCGAGUCGGUCAAAGUUAAGCAGCAUAUGCUGGAAUAGUUAUAUUAAAAACCAACUUGCUUCAAGUAACUUUGAAGGUGUGGUGCAGGUGUGGGAUGUUACAAGAAGUCAAGUACUCAUGGAAAUGAAAGAGCAUGAGAAACGUGUAUGGUCCAUUGAUUUCUCCUCAGUGGUUCCAACAUUGUUGGCGAGCGGGAGCGAUGAUGGCUCUGUCAAGCUAUGGAAUAUCAAUCAGGGAGUAAGUAUUGGUACCAUCAAAACAAGGGCCAAUGUUUGUUGCGUCCAUUUUCCUUUGGAUUCUGGUCGAUCUCUUGCAUUUGGUUCAGCAGAUCAAAAAAUUUAUUACUAUGAUCUUCGAAACACUAGAAUUCCUCUUUGCACCUUAACUGGGCACAAAAAAACUGUGAGCUAUGUCAAGUUUGUUGAUACAACCACACUUCUUUCUGCAUCAACGGAUAAUACCCUAAAGCUUUGGGAUCUGUCAAUGAGCACAUCUCAAGUGAUUGAUGCUCCCCUUCGUUCAUUUACAGGCCACAUGAAUGUAAAGAACUUUGUAGGCUUAUCAGUGUCUGAUGGUUACAUUGCCACUGGCUCAGAAACUAACGAGGUGUUCAUCUACCACAAGGCUUUCCCCAUGCCAGCAUUUUCAUUCAAGUUCAACAGCACAGACAUGUCAUCAAGUCAAGAAGUAGAUGAUCCCAUGCAGUUCAUCUCAUCUGUUUGUUGGCGUGGCCAGUCUUCUACCUUAGUUGCUGCAAAUUCUACUGGAAAAAUCAAAAUUUUGGAGAUGGUAUAGUUUGGAGUCCUCUACUCUCCGAAACCAUAAUUUUUGGAAACAGAAUGGAAGGGUUUUGGUCCUGGUUGCUAGAGGAUUGAACAAUGACAAGAAUCAUGUUACAGGAGUUCAAAAGGGUAUAUAGCAAAUUUAGAAAACAAUUUUUGGCAGUAGAUGAUAGUUGAUAGCAGAUGCUAAUAAAAUAUAAGAGUAUAGAUUUAUCAAUCUGUGUGGAUAAAAUACAAAGAGGAAAACAGACGGAUAAGAAAACACUUUCUCCUGUAUAUUUUGUAAUGAUUAUAGCUCAUAAUCAUUUUUUGCGUUGUUACCCUUUAGAAUUCAGAUGCCGUGUGUAUGUCAUUGCUUGAUACUGGACUGUCCAGGAGCUUCCUCACACAAAAACCAAAUUCAUCUUCAGAACACUGAUAUAGGAUUCAAAUCUUCAUAUUUUUACAGGUUGGAUGAGUUUUUCAGCAUGAAGAAAAACCAAAUAGACCUUCAUGAUUUGU
This is a messenger RNA of Rubroshorea leprosula, 3470 nucleotides long. NCBI's taxonomy places the organism in Eukaryota, Viridiplantae, Streptophyta, Magnoliopsida, Malvales, Dipterocarpaceae. The record is from the annotation of a GenBank genome assembly.